This is a messenger RNA of Sclerotinia sclerotiorum 1980 UF-70, 519 nucleotides long. RefSeq lists its product with no specific name. Lineage: Eukaryota; Fungi; Ascomycota; Leotiomycetes; Helotiales; Sclerotiniaceae. The record is from RefSeq and is a predicted model, not a curated record. Bases 1 to 519 code for a protein of 172 amino acids. The transcript is spliced from 2 exons.
AUGGUUUUUGAGAAAGUUGCAGAUAGCCCUCGAGUAGGCACCCAUAUUCGUAAAACAGAAGGGGAGGGCACUGACGCCUUUGAAUACACUUGCCUACAAGGUACCGACGACAACUUCGCUCCGGAAUAUGGCCCUCGAUACUCCUGGAGCCCAGCCUGCAUGAAAGUCAAGCAUUACACGAACUACAACCCGGAUAUCCGCUUCGAUCUCCGGUACAACUUUUGGCCAAAGACCAGAUUACUGCAAUAUGCUCAGCUGAGAAGGCUUUGGAAUCUGUUGCGGCGCUAUUCAAAGUUUCGAGUUGUUACCUUACAGUCACAACGUCUAUACAUUGGAAGUCGACUACUCCGGCUCCUAGUCAUAAUUCAAGGCCCAAGUUCCAUCUGUUUUGAAUCCGUGAUUUUGGCAGCCAGAAAAGUGGGAAAGAUUGGGCGAUUCUGCCGUAUCUGCUGGACUAUGGAAGCUAUCUUAUUGAAGUACCAGCAAAAGUACUUAGAAGCGUCACCAUCGCACGGCUAA